Messenger RNA from Musa acuminata AAA Group (dessert banana), 2922 nucleotides. RefSeq lists its product as uncharacterized. The transcript has a single exon. Gene Ontology annotation, biological process: cell surface receptor signaling pathway. The coding region runs from base 443 to 2410 and encodes 655 amino acids. Gene Ontology annotation, molecular function: protein binding. The record is from RefSeq and is a predicted model, not a curated record. NCBI's taxonomy places the organism in Eukaryota, Viridiplantae, Streptophyta, Magnoliopsida, Zingiberales, Musaceae.
CAAGUUGGUGUGAUUACAAUGGAAAUAACCUCCUGCUAAUAAUAUCACACCAUAAAUGCACGCAGAAAAGGAAGAGGAAGAGGAGGAAGACGGGGAGAUGGGUUGUGAUGCGGAGCAAAAUUCGCGGUAGGCUCUGCAAAGAAAGGCAAACAAGUAGGCUCAGGCGGAGGCGGAGGCGGAGGAGGAAGAAGACGAAGGCGUUGGUGUCUUUUCCCGUUCACCUCGCCGGCACGCCCAUCAUUUCCUCCGGUACCAAUUCGUUCCCCCUCUCUUGACACCGGAGGCGAAGAACAGGAACUGACAGAGAGAGGGGACAUGAAAAGGUCCCCUCUUUUUGGUGAAAUCAUAUCCGUCAUUUGAUCCGCAGAAGCAGAAAGAGGAGGAGGAGGAAGAGGAGGAGGAGGAGGAGGAGAGGGGGAAGGAAAAGGAAAGCUAGGAGAAGAUGAUGGGCGAUGGCGGGGUGAAGCAGAUAUUGGCGAAGCCGAUCCAGCUGGCGGACCAGGUGAGCAAGUUGGCGGACUUCGCGCACUCGUUCAAGCAGGAGUGCGCGGAGCUGAAGGCGAAGACGGAGCGCCUGGCGGGGCUGCUGCGGCAGGCGGCCCGUGCGGAUCUGUACGAGCGGCCCGCUCGCCGCAUCAUGAACGACACCGAGCAGGUGCUCGACAAGGCCCUCGCCCUCGUCGCCAAAUGUCGCGCCCACGGCCUCGUCCGCCGCGUCUUCACCAUCAUCCCCGCCGCCGCCUUCAAGAAGAUGUCGACCCAACUCGACAACUCCAUCGGCGACGUCUCCUGGCUCAUCCGCGUCUCCUCCUCCGCCUCCGCCGGUUCCGACGAUAGUGACGGCGACAUUCACCUCGGCCUCCCACCGAUCGCACAGAACGAACCCAUUCUCUUCCUCAUCUGGGAGCAGAUUGCCACCCUGCACACCGGCUCCCUCGACGCCCGCGCUGACGCCGCCGCCAGCCUCGUCUCCCUCGCCCGCGACAACGACCGCUACGGCAAGCUCAUCAUCGAGGAGGACGGCGUCGGCCCCCUCCUCCGCCUCAUCAAGGAGGGCCGCCUCGACGGCCAGGAGAGCGCCGCCCACGCCCUCGGUCUCCUCGCCCGCGACCCGGAGAGCGUCGAGCAGAUGGUCCUCGGUGGCGUCUGCUCCACCUUUGCCAAGGUCCUCAAGGAGGGACCCAUGAAGGUCCAGGCCAUGGUCGCCUGGGCCGUUUCCGAGCUAGCCGCCAGCCACCCCAAGUGCCAGGACGUCUUCGCCCAGAACCACGUCGUCCGCCUCCUCGUCAGCCACCUCGCCUUUGAGACCGUCCAGGAGCACAGCAAGUACACUAUCCCCUCCAAGGAUAUGUCAAUCCACUCCGUCGUCAUGGCCAACAGCAGCGGCAGCACCGCAGCCGCCAGGAACGACGCCAGUGCGUCGGUGGCCAUGGACAGCUCCGAGCAAGGUAUGGUCAAGCAUCCUACCGCCGACCAGAACCAGAACGCCAACACGAACCAGAUGCACUCCUUGAUCCAGUCCACCAUGGCCGUGAAAUCCAACAAGGUCCCGCACAAUUCCAACAGCCACAACCCGCACGCCAGCAGCAACGGCAAGCAGCAUCAUGUCACCUUGUCGGGGACCAGCAUCAAGGGCCGGGAGUUCGAGGACCCGGCCACCAAAGCCUACAUGAAGGCCAUGGCCGCGAAGGCCCUGUGGCAGCUCGCCAAGGGCAACCCGGCCAUUUGCAAGAGCAUCACCGAGUCCAGGGCUCUUCUCUGCUUUGCAGUGCUCCUCGAGAAAGGGACGGACGAAGUCCAGUACAAUUCGGCCAUGGCCCUCAUGGAGAUUGCACGUGUGGCGGAGCAGCAUUCCGAUCUCAGGCGUUCAGCGUUCAAGCCGAGUUCCCCAGCUGCUCGGGCAGUGGUCGACCAGUUUCUGAAGAUUGUAGAGAAGGCUGACUAUGAUGACCUUCUUGUUCCCUGCAUCGUGGCCUUGGGCUGCUUGUCAAGGACAUUCCGGGCAACGGAGACCCGAAUUAUAGCGCCAUUGGUCCGGUUGCUUGAUGAGCAGGAGAUGGUCGUCUCAAAGGAGGCUGUCAUUGCCUUGACCAAAUUUGCUUGCACCGAAAACUACCUCCACCUUGAUCAUUCGAAAGCCAUCAUCAAUGAGGGAGGGUCAAAACACCUGGUUCAGCUGGUGUAUUUUGGUGAACAUCUGGUUCAGAUUGCGGCAUUGAUAUUGUUGUGCUACAUUGCACUUCAUGUGCCUGAUAGUGAGGAUUUGGCGCAGGCUGAGGUUCUCACGGUGCUUGAGUGGGCUUCCAAACAGGGGUACAUGGUUCAGGACCCAAAGGUGGAUAGCUUAUUGCCAGAGUCAAAGGUUAGGUUGGAGCUCUAUCAAUCAAGAAGUAGCAGAGGAUACCAUUGAGUCUAGGGAAAACACCCUUGCAAGGGUUUGAUGGGCGCGGAAGAACAGCAGGGCCAGCUAUGUGCAUCUUUUCUGAAGGUCCAGGAAUGAACAUGCCUCGAGGUUGCUUCUAUAUGCAUUCUUAAGGUCACACCAAAGAAUUCCCUAAACUUAUUAGUUCAUCAAAGUGGUUGAAUGUGUUUGGUUCAUGAUUAGCUUGGGAAUUUUGGUCGCGGGGGCAUUGUUUGUCCCUAGUCAAGGAUUUCAUAAGCUGAAAGAGUGGAGCCUAUAUUGGUUUUGUUAGCAGAUCACUAUUUGGAGGGGCAUUCUAACUUUUCAAGCCUGAUAAUGUAUAUUGGCUGCUUUCAAUGGUGAACUAAUGUUAAGUGAAGCUUUUGUUACUGUGUAUGAUGUCCACUACAUAUCAAACGACUUUAGGUUUUCCAGUUAGCAUGUUCUUCCUUUUUGUAUCUUGUCACUGCGUAUUGUAUCAUUUAGACAUGAAAAGCUUCCACAGAGAGGGCUUUCAAUUC